Messenger RNA from Staurois parvus, 253 nucleotides. The record is from the annotation of a GenBank genome assembly. Lineage: Eukaryota; Metazoa; Chordata; Amphibia; Anura; Ranidae.
CAGGGGCAGACUGACCAUUUGGAAACUCGGGCACUGCUCGAGGGCCUGGGGUCAGUAAGGGGCCCCAUGAAAUGUCCUUGGUACCUUUUUCAUAGGCUUUUUUGAGUUUGGGCAAGGACACAGGGGCCCCAUGAUCCCUUAUUGCCCGGGGGCCCCAUGAGUUGUCAGUCUACCCCUGCACAUGACUGUGCUUUGUAAUGUGUAUGUGAUCCCACUGAAGAGAAUACCACCUCUUAAGAAAAUAAUAGGAGAU